AUGGAUGCGGGUGGGAAUAACUUUGACUCCGGUCAACAACCUCAGGAGCAGGAACUGGCGACCAAAAUGCUCCAAAUACAGUCCAAGAGGUUUUAUCUAGACGUGAAGCAGAAUAGGAGAGGGCGGUUUAUAAAAGUUGCAGAGAUCGGCGCUGAUGGCAGGCGAAGCCAGAUAUUCCUGGCUAUGUCAACCGCGGCAGAAUUCAGGGACCAUUUGUCGGCGUUCAGCGAUUUCUACUCGUCGUUGGGCCCACCAAACCCGGAUAACGUGCCGGAUGACGGAAAACUCAAAUCAGAGAUGAUGCUUAAGGACAACAGACGCUACUACUUAGAUUUAAAAGAGAACUCGCGCGGUCGUUUCCUGCGCGUGUCCCAGACACAGACGCGGGGCGGUCCUCGUGCACAGGUAGCUCUGCCAGCGCAGGGGAUGAUAGAGUUCCGUGACGCACUCACCGACCUGCUGGAUGACUUCGGAUCAGAUGAUGGAGGAUUCAAGGGCGAGUUACCCGAAGGGCGCCACCUCCGCGUAGACAAUAAAAACUUUUAUUUCGACAUCGGUCAGAACAACCGCGGCGUCUACAUGAAAGUCAGCGAGGUGGUACCAUCGUUGCAAGUGAAGAGCAACUUCCGCACCGCUAUCACAGUACCAGAAAAGUGUUGGACGCGCUUCAGAGACAUACUGGCUGACUACUGCGACAAGAUGAACAGGGCGCACGACCCAGAACACCAUCAGGGCGCCAGCGGAGCACCCGCGCAACGCGCUCCAUCAGCGCAGCCCAACAGGGACGUGAAGGAUUAUAAAAUUUUGGCAAAAGGUCAACCCACUGAUUCCACAGAUCUCGAAUUAGAGAAUCCUUCGCCGGCAGCGCCCCGCCCCGGAUUUGAUGCGGCGGUGACGUCAUUCCCCGCGCCCCCCGCCUCGCCGCCCCUCCCCCGCCCCCCGCUCCUGUACAUAGUGUCCAUAUACGUGUAG
Messenger RNA from Danaus chrysippus (African queen), 972 nucleotides. The record is from the annotation of a GenBank genome assembly. NCBI's taxonomy places the organism in Eukaryota, Metazoa, Arthropoda, Insecta, Lepidoptera, Nymphalidae.